Messenger RNA from Xyrauchen texanus (razorback sucker), 2197 nucleotides. RefSeq names its product cell adhesion molecule 2-like. Bases 354 to 1685 code for a protein of 443 amino acids. The transcript is spliced from 12 exons. The record is from RefSeq and is a predicted model, not a curated record. Lineage: Eukaryota; Metazoa; Chordata; Actinopteri; Cypriniformes; Catostomidae.
UUUGCAGAGAAUAAUUCCAGUCGCGCGCUAUUGGUUCCCCGUCCUCAUCUGUCAAUGUGCGUAGGCGGGACUCUGCUUGCUCGCGCUCCCAGGAGAGCAUAGAUGCGCGAGCUGCACUUUUCUACUGUGUUGGAGCGCUUCACACUCCUCAAGCUCAGUCCGAGCGUCAAGUGAACGCCGUGCGAAAAACGCAGUGGGACUUGAACCGAGGACAAGUUAUCAAAGGAGCCUGUAGUAUUGAUUGCAGCAGCCUGCACCUGGAUAAGCCCCAUCAUCAGCAGCACGCGGAGAAGCGCACGAGAGAAGAAAGUGUGUUGACUGAAAGCACGCUGCUGUUCUUGAAGGAAGGCAAUAUGAUGGUUAAGCAGCAUAUGCUGUUUACCCUGUACAGCAUCUGCGGGAUCAUCCUUAAAGAUAUUCUCGCCGUUUCAGUGGCGGCCACGAAAAACAAAGUGAGAGGAGCUCAAGGUCAGUUCCCCAUCGUCCAGAACAUGACCGUGACAGAAGGAGAUAUAGCCAACUUGACCUGUCGUGUGGAACACAAUGACAACACUUCCCUCCAGUGGUCAAACCCGGCACAGCAGACACUCUUCUUUGGGGACAAGAAAGCACUGAGAGAUAACCGGAUUGAGCUGGUCCGCGCCACAUCUCAGGAGUUGACGAUCAGCAUCAGUGAGGUCACGCUGGCAGACGAGGGCCUGUACACCUGCUCCCUCUUCACCAUGCCUGUCAAAACAGCCAAGGCCUUCCUCACCGUCCUCGGUGUGCCUAAGAAACCACAGAUUAAGGGACUCACCAAGCCUGCAAUGGAGGGUGAUCACAUCAAUCUGACCUGUAUGACCUCUGGCAGCAAACCUGCGGCUGAUGUCCGAUGGUUCAGGAAUGAGAAAGAGAUCAAAGGUGCCAAAGAGGUGAAUGUCAGUGGCAAGACGUUCACUGUGAAGAGUUCCCUGAGGCUCCAGGUGGAUCGGAAUGAUGACGGUGUGGCCUACACUUGUCGAGUGGACCAUGUGGCACUGAUUGCCACCCCACAGCAGACCACUGAGGUGUUGGAGGUCCAUUAUGCUCCCCGUGUUGAGAUCAAACACUCGUUACCCAUCCCACAGGAGGGGCAGUACCUUAAACUGGAAUGUGUAUCUAAAGGAAACCCCUCUCCAGACCCAGUGCUUUGGACCAAAGAUGGCAGAGAACUACCAGACCUGGACCGCAUGAUUGUUGAAGGAAGAGAGCUCACCUUCAUGUCACUGAACAAAACAGACAACGGCACCUACCGCUGCGAAGCCACCAAUCACCUGGGCACCAAUCACGCUGAAUAUGUGCUGUUUGUUUAUGAUGCCCCCACCACACCGUCACCAUCCACAACUCCCCCUGCACCCACCCUCCCAGACACUACAGGUCCCUUAGACUCCAAGAUCCUCAUUCCUGCUGUCACCGGUAAGAGAGAUCCUAAUGCCCUGGAGCAACGUGGGCCAGAUCACGCUCUCAUUGGCGGAGUAGUUGCUGUUGUCGUUUUUGUUACAUUGUGCUUAAUUAUUGUAUUGGGACGCUAUCUGGCACGGCAUAAAGGCACGUAUUUGACAAACGAGGCUAAAGGAGCAGACGACGCCCCGGACGCAGACACAGCCAUAAUCAAUGCCGACGGCAACCAUGCACAUGCAGAAGAGAAGAAAGAGUAUUUCAUUUAGACUGCAAGUGGCACUCUGCUCCCCUCUUGUUCUUCUCUCAUUCCUCCCCUCCUUCCUCUAUGUGGGAAGUCCUUCAGAGAGCAAAGGAAGCUUCUUUUCACACUUUAAGUUUCCUUUUGUUGUGUUUUUUUUUUUUUUGGUUUGGUUUGGUUUUUCUAUAACAGCUCUCCAAUCUCACCUGCUACUUUUUACGAGCGACUUAUUUGCUGAAGAUGUCACCUUUUAUAAUCAUUACAUAGCUGUAGGACACCCCCAAAAUAGUGUGAAAUGUCCAUUUGUGAAACAUCCAAAAAGAAAAGAAAAAUAAUCUGCAGCCAUCUUUCAGUAAGGACUCAUUCUCGCAUUCCCUCACAGUGCCUAAAUAAAAUAUACAGAUGACCAUUGAAUUUCAGUCAAUGCCUUCAUGUUUUUCAGUAAACCUCUGAUUGGUUGCUUGCUUUUUAUCUUCAGCGUUAUGAUUUUACAAAUGUUCUGUACUCUUUUUUUUUAUUGUUUUGUAUUUUUACUUUAAU